This is a messenger RNA of Rattus rattus (black rat), 1067 nucleotides long. It is a transcript of the gene Hand1, whose product is annotated as heart and neural crest derivatives expressed 1. The coding region runs from base 205 to 855 and encodes 216 amino acids. Gene Ontology annotation, molecular function: DNA-binding transcription factor activity, RNA polymerase II-specific; protein dimerization activity; RNA polymerase II transcription regulatory region sequence-specific DNA binding. The record is from RefSeq and is a predicted model, not a curated record. Gene Ontology annotation, biological process: regulation of transcription by RNA polymerase II; heart development. Lineage: Eukaryota; Metazoa; Chordata; Mammalia; Rodentia; Muridae. The transcript has 2 exons.
CUUUGGAAAUCCGAACCCUUCUCUCUCGCUGCCUACAGAAACCUUCAAGAAGUCCGCAGGUCCUUCGUGUCAUCUCCAGCCUUGCUCAGGACUCCUCCAAAACCCAGCCAAUUCGCUGCAUUGGAGCCCACGGUGACCCCCUUCUGUGGGGCGCAUGGGGCGGUGCUAAUUGGGCUGGCAGCACAGGCCAGGAGGCUCUCCAACAUGAACCUCGUGGGCAGCUACGCACACCAUCACCACCAUCACCACUCACACCCGCCGCACCCCAUGCUGCACGAACCCUUCCUCUUUGGUCCGGCCUCACGUUGCCACCAGGAGCGGCCUUACUUCCAGAGCUGGCUGCUGAGCCCGGCUGAUGCUGCCCCAGAUUUCCCUGCCGGCGGGCCACCACCUACCACCGCAGUAGCAGCGGCUGCCUAUGGUCCCGAUGCCAGGCCGAGUCAGAGCCCAGGUCGGCUGGAGGCUCUUGGAGGCCGCCUGCCCAGGCGAAAAGGCUCAGGACCCAAGAAGGAGCGGAGGCGCACAGAGAGCAUUAACAGCGCGUUCGCGGAGCUGCGUGAGUGCAUCCCCAAUGUGCCUGCGGACACCAAGCUCUCCAAGAUCAAGACUCUGCGCCUGGCCACCAGCUACAUCGCCUACUUGAUGGACGUGCUGGCCAAGGAUGCACAAGCAGGUGACCCCGAGGCCUUCAAGGCUGAACUCAAAAAGACGGAUGGCGGUCGCGAAAGCAAGCGGAAAAGGGAGUCGCCUCCGCAGCACGAAGGCCUUCCUCCUGCCCUGGGGCCAAGCGAGAAGAGGAUUAAAGGACGCACUGGCUGGCCUCAGCAAGUCUGGGCGCUGGAGCUAAAUCAGUGAGAAGAGGCCGGCACCGAGGACCCGGCCAAGGCUGGCCCACCUGGUUAUCGGGAGAGGAGAGGGCAGGACGCAGCGGCCACGGCGAGUCUCCGGGUACCCGCGCGCGUCUUGCCCAGUCUCUGCGAGCGCCGGCGGGUCGGCGGUUGCAACUACCCACUAGAAUCGCACGUGCAAUGUCAUUUGAAUUUGUUAAUACAUAAGAGAAAGAGAAA